Molecule: messenger RNA, 630 nt
Organism: Cryptococcus wingfieldii CBS 7118
Lineage: Eukaryota; Fungi; Basidiomycota; Tremellomycetes; Tremellales; Cryptococcaceae
Product: ubiquitin-conjugating enzyme E2 G1
Exons: 8
Coding region: 1-630 (209 amino acids)
Biological process (GO): protein polyubiquitination; proteasome-mediated ubiquitin-dependent protein catabolic process
Molecular function (GO): ubiquitin conjugating enzyme activity
Source: RefSeq, a predicted model, not a curated record
AUGCCCCCCGCAAGCAAGUCCAACGGCAGCCCUGCCCCCUCGCCCUACCCCCCCUCGCGCCCCGGGUCCUCCAAACCCGCCACCCCUUCCAAUGGUACUAGCAGCACCCCUAGCACUUAUCCUAUAUUGCGCAAGCAGCUCAUCGAUAUGCAAAAGCAUCCGGUGGACGGAUUCUCCGCCGGCCUUGUCGACGACGACAAUAUCCUCGAGUGGGGCAUUGUGAUCAUGGCCCCCGCCGACACUCUUUGGGAGGGCGCGAUCUUGAAGGCUCGACUCAUCUUCCCUACUGAAUAUCCACUCCUCCCGCCCAAGAUGAUCUUUGACUCGGAAAUGUGGCACCCAAAUGUGUACAAUUCGGGAGAAAAAAAGGGCGAAGUGUGUGUGUCUAUCCUGCACGCGCCUGGAGAGGAUGAAUGGGGAUACGAGCAUGCGUCUGAGAGAUGGCUGCCGGUGCAUACCGUCGAGUCUGUUCUCAUCUCUGUCAUCUCCCUCUUGAGCGCUGACGUUCCCGACUUGAACUCUCCUGCCAACGUUGAUGCCGCCAAGGAAGUACGGGAAGAUUAUCCUGCCUACAAGAAGAGAGUCAAGCGACUGGCGAGGAGAUCCGCGGAAGAGGCUUACGACGACUGA